Messenger RNA from Seriola aureovittata, 2479 nucleotides. RefSeq names its product BAR/IMD domain containing adaptor protein 2 like 2b (gene baiap2l2b). Gene Ontology annotation, cellular component: cytosol; nucleoplasm. The record is from RefSeq and is a predicted model, not a curated record. Gene Ontology annotation, molecular function: protein binding. Lineage: Eukaryota; Metazoa; Chordata; Actinopteri; Carangiformes; Carangidae. The coding region runs from base 154 to 1602 and encodes 482 amino acids. The transcript has 13 exons. Gene Ontology annotation, biological process: actin crosslink formation; positive regulation of actin filament polymerization; actin filament bundle assembly.
GGCCAAGCUGGAGAUUUCUUAAGUGUUAGCUGAAGUAAUAUUUUUCCUUUUUGGCAUGUUGGUCUGUUUUUGUGCAUGUGUGUGUGUGCGUGUAUGUGUGUGUGCGCGUGUAUUUGUGUGUGUGUGUCUGUCUGUGUGAUAUUGUAGAACCUGAUGGAGCACUUCAAUCCAGGCCUCCAGAAGCUUGUUGCUCUAGGAAACAGCUAUGUCAAAGCUUUCCAAGCCUUAGCUGUUUGCAGUGAGGCCUAUUUCAGCGCUGUGGCUAAGAUGGGUGACCAGGCUCUUCACACACUUUCAUCCCGCUCUCUUGGGGACGUCCUGAUCCAGAUAUCAGACACACAGAGGAGACUCACCGCAGAGAUGGAGGGAGUGUUCCGAUGGUUCCAGAUAGAGGUGCUACAAGCCAUGGAGAAGAAUGUAAAGUUGGAUGAGGAAUACAUUGAUGGUAGUCGCAGAGUGUAUGAGCUGGAAGUGAGGAAUCAGGCUGAGGCUUUGGAGAAACAGCUCAGACGAGGAGCCUACAGAGACUCAUUGGAGAACAGUGAGUACAUGCUGUACCUGAGGCAGAGCCAGCAGGAGAUCCUCAAGGAGGAGGAGAGGAGGUAUCGCUUCUUGGCAGAGAAACACUGUGGCCUCACUCAGUCACUACUCUUCCUAAUAAACAAGACUGGUGCAUCUCUUCAGCAAAAAGCAGACGGAUGGAAGGAGAAAGUGAACGAGACCAGAGGGUCCAGACCUCGAACUCCCACCCCCUUGGACCAAGAGGCACAACUGCGAGGCUCAGUGAGCUCCCUGCUGCAGACAGUAGCCAGAGAUGAGGACAUGUCCUGGGCCAGGAGGGAGCAGCAGGCACUGGGCAGAGUGCCCUCUAGAGCACCGUCUCCCCUCCCCAGCCGCUCGCGCUCCAGCUCAGUGGGGGAAUCUCUGGGUCUGGGAGGCGGGAGAGCCAUGAGAGCCCUGGUGUCUCACCCUUCCUCAUCCAACCCAAAACUUCUACCUUUCAACAGGGGAGAGACUGUCACCGUACUCGUCCAGGAACCACGCAACGGCUGGCUGUACGGACGCACUGACAGCAGCCUGCGUCAGGGCUGGUUCCCUGCUGCUUAUGUGGCACCUAUUGAAGAUUUCUCCAACACUUUAGCAACAAGUGGUGGUUCACUAAGAAGCCACAGUAUGAACAAUCUGCUGGACCCCACUGACACCCACACCGACCAAUUGGAGAGCAAGAACUACGGAGAUAUCCCGCCCCCGGCCACGCCCAACCGCAGAGCUUCUGUAGACUUCCGGCCGACCUCUCCGCUUCCUGAGAAGAAGGCAGAACCAGUGACAGAGAUCAAGCACGCUCAAACUAAGACCUACAAUGAACACCCGCCUCCACCGCCGCCUCCUCCGUCGAGUCAGAAUCUCAGAAGGGGCUCUGAAGAUUUUCGACCAAUCUCUCCCCUCCCUGACAGGAAGGGCGAAUCAGCGUCUGAAGUCCAGGCAUUAUCCACCCAUGGGCCACCGGACAACCCUUUGUUUCCCAGAGGCACAAACCCAUUCGCCACAGUAAAGCUUCGCCCCACGACGACCAAUGACAGAUCUGCUCCUCGGAUCCACUGAUCCAUCAGCGCUCAUGCAGGCAGGGUUUGUAACCGAGGCUGCAGGAUCAGGUGGUGGAGGCAGGAUAUACAAUUUUGUUUCUGGAGAAUGUAAUGACAUCUCUGAAAUGUGAAGGGCAGCAGAAGGUUUAGUGAGUUUUUUGUACAGUGUUGUACCAAAAGUAAUAUAAUGGUACUUCUUAAUAAUUAAAUAUCAAAAUCAUAAACUUUUAAAAUAGUUGUUUUAUCAACUCUUUGUACAAUAUUUAAGUUUCAAUUAAAAUAAUUAAGUAUAUUAAAGUAAUAGUUACACAUUUUGGGAAUUAUGCUUAUUCGCUUUUUGUCUGAGUUAGAUAAGAAGAUCAAUACUACUCUCAAAUCUGUCCGUCAGCAGCUGGUUAGCUUAACAUGAAGACUGGAAACAAUCCACCUACCAGCACCUGUUUUAUUUUUCUUGCCUCUGGAUAGAACAAGGCUAGUUAAGCUAAGCUAAGCUAUCUGGCUUCUGGGUUAUAGACAUGAGUAUCAGUUUUUGCAUCUAAAUCUAGGCAAGCGAAGCAAAUAACCACAGUUCCCAGAUGUUGAACUAUUUCUUUAAGCUGUAAGCAAAUGUAUCAAAAAUCUGAAUUUUGUGGUCAUCUGAUCUGAUCCUAUUUGACAGAGCUAAACAAAAAUGUAAUCCAUUCAAAUCUGACUUGGGCCAUUUUAUAUUUGAUCCAGGAUGUUUUAUCUCAUGAUAGCGAUAGAUUUCCCUCAUAUUUAACUUUAGGCUGCAGUUUAGCACCUAGUCAUUAUAAAUUUGUAACCUUCUACUCUGUUCUGUGAUUGACAUGUUUUGCGCUUUGUUCUUUGAGUUUAAUGUUUUGUGUCGGCUGUGAGUGACAAUAAGUAAAGAGACA